Messenger RNA from Lactuca sativa (garden lettuce), 1053 nucleotides. The record is from RefSeq and is a predicted model, not a curated record. NCBI's taxonomy places the organism in Eukaryota, Viridiplantae, Streptophyta, Magnoliopsida, Asterales, Asteraceae.
AUGACUGGAAGGAAGGAGAAUUUGCGUGAUUUUCGAAGUUUAGAAAAUGCUGGUGUAGUAAACUUUGGAAAUAACCAUAAAUGUCAAGUUAAAGGUUAUGGAAAAGUAACGAAUGGUCAAUUUACAGUGAAUCGUGUUGCUUAUGUGGAAGCUUGCGAACAAGGAAAACAGCAUCGUAAAGGGCAUCCAAUUGUCAUUGAUUCGAAAAUUGUUGAACCGUUGGAACGUCUUCAUAUUGACCUUUGUGGACCAUCAAUUGUUGAAACUCUCAACAAGAAAUGGUACAUUUUGGUUAUUGUUGAUGAUUUUUCACGAUUUACGUGGGUGUAUUUUCUAAGGUUAAAAUCUGAAGUCGCUCAAACAAUGAUCGAAUUUAUCAAGAAAAUUGAGAUAAAUCUGAAGAAGAAAGUUAGAAAAAUCAAAAGUGAUAAUGGUUAUGAGUUUAAGAACAAAGUGUUGGAUUCGUACUUAACGGACAAAGGAGAUCCGCAUAACUUCUCUUCGCCCUAUACACCUCAACGAAAUGGAGUAGUCGAAAGGAGAAAUAUGCCACUUUGCGAAGCAGCGAGGACAAUGUUGACAUAUGCAAAUCUUCCUCAAUAUUUAUGGGCAGAAGCAAUUUCGACAACAUGUUUUACUCAGAAUAUAUCUUUCAUUGAUAAAUGCUUCAAUAUAACUCUAUAUGAAAUAAUCACUAAGGUUGAUGAAGGAAUAUUUUUGGGAUAUUCGAACAAUACGGUUGCAUACAUAGUGUUAAACAAACGAACUCGAAAAGUUGAAGAAACGUUUAAUCUCACUUUUGAUGAUUACUACGUGAAACAUAUUGAAAAACAAUUUGAACAACAAUCAAUUCUUAUUGAAUCAACUGAUGAAACUAAAGAAUCUAAUUCAUCUGACUUUGAUUAUGAUUUAAUUUUUGGUGUUCCAGACUGGACUGUUGAUGCUGAAGUACAUGCUGCUGAUAAUCAAACUCCUGAAUCUUCAAAACAUACUAAUGAUUCGACAAUCACCUCAGAUUCAACUGUUAAUAGCGAAAGCAUGCUAGAUGCUUAA